AUGUCGAUCAACCAUACUCACACUCAGGAGGACAAUGCCGAGGAGAAGAACUCGCUCAUCCUCACCGCUGCUGCCAAGGGUGCAGGACUCGCCCUCGUCACCGCUGGACUCGUCGCCUUCACCGGUGCCCGCUAUUCUCAGACCUACCAAACCCUCUCCCGCCCCAUGAAGACCUUCCUCCUCGGAUCCGGUGUGGCGGCAACAUCGAUCCUGUUCGCUGAUCAUGCCCGCGUGCACUACGAGGACCGCCAGCUGUUGCGUCACUUGGAUCAAGAGGCUGCAGACAAGGCCCGCGCCGAUAUCCGUGCCCAGCGUGGAGUCUUGGCCGAGCUCAACUACCAGAUCCGUGAGAACAGGAACAUGGUCGUCGGUGUCUCCUGGUUGACCUGCAUGGGCGGUUCUUUGCUGUAUACCUUCUCCAAGAAGGGCCUCACUACUACCCAGCGCAUUGUUACUGCCCGUAUGUAUGCACAAGGUUUCACAAUCUUGACAAUGAUGGCAGUGGCAGCUUUGGAGUUGACAGACGUCCCCGCGCCCAAGAAGGUGAUCUUGACGGAUGAGUGGAAGGCCAUCUUGGCCAAGGACAAGCAGGGCAACUACAUCGUCAAGGAUACCGCUCCUCCUCUGGAUGCCAAGGCAGCUCAUGCCGUCGCUACCUCAUUAAACUCUGCCUAA
Molecule: messenger RNA, 675 nt
Organism: Linnemannia hyalina
Lineage: Eukaryota; Fungi; Mortierellomycota; Mortierellomycetes; Mortierellales; Mortierellaceae
Source: the annotation of a GenBank genome assembly